CCCUCCCCCGGAACAACAACAACAACAUCCAAAAUCCAAACCCAAGCCAAGAACACACGCUGUUCUGAAUCUGUCCAUCAGUCUCCGCUUCCACUGAUUCGUCCAGCCGAGAAGAAGAAGAGCUGCAGAAGAUGAGCAAGCUCUGGACCAUCCUCACCCACCUCCACACCCUCGCAGGGCCUGGCGUGAUGCUCCUGUACCCGCUGUACGCGUCGGUGCAGGCGAUGGAGAGCCCGUCGAAGCUGGACGACGAGCAGUGGCUGGCCUACUGGAUCCUCUACUCCUUCGUCACGCUCGUCGAGAUGGUCCUCGAGUCCCUCAUCUACUGGAUACCGAUCUGGUACGAGCUGAAGCUGCUGUUCCUGGCGUGGCUGGCGCUGCCCAACUUCAGGGGAGCGGCCUUCAUCUACGACAGGUUCGUCAGGGAGCAGCUCAGGAAGCACGGCCUCACCAACCACCCCGGCAGCGGCAUCAGCAGCAGCAAGAAGGAGAACGGCGGCAAGUCGUCCUCGCCGUCGACGUCCCCCAAGGAGAAGGAGAACGCCAAGAGCAGGUUCCUCUCCUUCGGCGCUCCCAAGAAAGACCACUGAAGUAGAUUGGGGCAGUAACCAGAGAUCCCUGCGGCUAGCUUCUUGGCUUGUGGUGUUUUUCUGGUUUGUUUGAGAUUUUAGCUUGUGGUCUUGGGAGUAUUACAUGUCUUGUCCAAAAAAGUUGUACUAGCACUCCAUAGAUGAGGCCCUCGGUUGCAGGCUAGCUAGAUGGUGGCUUGUGGUGUUGUAGUAUUAUUACAUAUAUCUGUCCAGAAAAAUGUACCGAGAUUGGAGCAGUAACCAGAGAUUUCAUCUCAUCUCA
Messenger RNA from Triticum dicoccoides, 852 nucleotides. Its product is annotated as HVA22-like protein e. NCBI's taxonomy places the organism in Eukaryota, Viridiplantae, Streptophyta, Magnoliopsida, Poales, Poaceae. The record is from RefSeq and is a predicted model, not a curated record. Bases 132 to 590 code for a protein of 152 amino acids. The transcript has 3 exons.